Molecule: messenger RNA, 2183 nt
Organism: Postia placenta MAD-698-R-SB12
Lineage: Eukaryota; Fungi; Basidiomycota; Agaricomycetes; Polyporales; Adustoporiaceae
Exons: 13
Coding region: 1-2139 (712 amino acids)
Biological process (GO): endoplasmic reticulum to Golgi vesicle-mediated transport; translational termination
Cellular component (GO): endoplasmic reticulum membrane
Molecular function (GO): translation release factor activity
Source: RefSeq, a predicted model, not a curated record
AUGUCCUACUUUCCGAACAACAGGAGCCCUCCGCCUCUGCAACACCCGGUGCCCACCCAUCCUGCCUACAUCCCCGAACCGCCAUCCACCCCCGUCUCUCCCCAGGGCUACCAACGCUACGUCAGUUCACCGCCUGCUCAACAGCCCCCUGCACCACCGCUUGGCUCGGGCAGUCGCGUACCUCCCAAUUACGCAGGCCAGUACCAGCCAAUGAACUCACCACCCCGCCAUCUGUCCACGCAUGGCCAGCCCGGCGUGAACGUGCCAAACGUGCCAGUCGACUUUUCCGCAUGGGGCAUCAACGAUGCCACCGCGCAGUUUGGCAUGCAGCUUGGCCAGAGUGCCGUCGCCGCUGGCCAGGACUACGUCCAAAAGAACCUCGGAGGCCUCAUCCCAAUCUCUGUCUUGAAGCACCACUUCAAUGUCUCAAACUCGUACGUUAUGAACAAAUUGCGUUUGCUGCUCUUCCCAUGGCGGCAUAAGCCUUGGUCGCGCCGCAUGCAUCGAUCAGAGAACGGCCAGACAGAGUGGCAGCCCCCGCGAGAUGACCUCAAUGCGCCUGACUUGUACAUUCCACUCAUGGCGCUUGUCACUUACAUCUUGCUUGCCGCGCUUUACUCUGGUCUAGACUCACGGUUCCAUCCAGAGAUUCUCGGCGUGACGGCUUCAAAGGCUCUUGCUGUAGUGCUGCUUGACUUCUUGUUUGUGAAGCUAGGCUGCUAUUUCCUGAACAUACCGGGUGGAAUCAACCAAGUAUUAGAUCUACUCGCCUACGGCGGCUACAAAGUGAUCGUGACACUGAUGUUCGGUCUUAUGAAAGUAGGGUGGACAGUGUAUACUCUGAUCUUCACGUACUCCUUCCUGGCAACUGGGUUCUUCCUGCUGCGCUCAUUGCGGUCACUGGUGCUGCCCGACGCUUCGGCGACAGCAGCGCCGGUCAACAACCCCUCGCAGCGUUCACGGCGGAUUACAUUCCUCUUCCUAGUCGCUGUCACGCAAGUUAUAUACAUGGGUGUGCUUAAUGAGUCUGCCGCCAAACUCGACAAUGCCCCCAUUUUGAAGUACGUCAAGCGCAAGGUCGAUGAGCGAAAUAAAUUGGUGUCACAGCUAUCUGAGGAUUACUCGCGCGCAGAGGAUGUCUCAUUGGCGAAGCAAAUCAAGGAACUGGAACCCCUCGAGGGCGCAUGGCGGGAGUGGGCACGCAGCAGAGAGUCGUUGCAAGAGACCCUGCCGCUCCUGAAUGACGCCGAUCCCAAUAUGCGCGCGCUUGCCGUGGAGGAGCACGCCGCGCUCACCACAGCUCUGUCUGACCUCCUGAACAACACGUUCCCGCGGCUGCUCGUCCCGCCGUCGGCCACCGCGCACCUCGCCGCGCUCGUCGAACUCAAGACGGGCGUCGGCGGCUCGGAGGCGUCGCUCUUUCUCGGCGACCUCGUGCGGAUGUACACGCGCGUCGCGAACGCGAUGGGCUGGAAGGCUGCGCUGGUCGGCAGCAACGAGCUGGAUAACGGGGGAAUGAAGGAUGCCAUUCUGGAAGUGAAGGGCGAGGGAACGUAUGACGCGCUACGUUGGGAGAGCGGGGUUCACCGCGUGCAGCGCGUCCCGGCGACAGAAGCAAACGGGCGGGUGCAUACGAGUACGGUCGCGGUCGUGGUGCUGCCUCUUUCAGAGGAGACAGACUCGCAUUCAGGACAAGGCGAUCUGUUUUCGCCUGACGAGGUGAAGAUAGAGGUCAUGCGCUCUAGAGGAGCUGGAGGGCAGCAUGUCAACAAAACAGAGUCGGCUGUACGUCUGACGCAUUUGCCUACCGGUAUCACUGUGUCUAUGCAAGACGAGCGGAGUCAGCAUCAGAAUCGACGUCGCGCCUUCCAAGUACUACGCGCACGCCUAAUGGACCGCAAGCUGAGCCAGGAAGUAGUCGAGCGGCGUGCCGUUAGGCGUGAUCUUGUUCGGAGUGCCGAUCGAAGCGAGAAGAUCAGAACAUACAACUACGCCCAGGAUCGUGUAACAGACCAUAGGCUUGGGUUGUCACUCAUGAAUCUCAUGUCCGUGAUGGAGGGUGAUGGGUUGCGCGAGAUAUUGAGGGAGCUGAGGGAUAGGUACCACCAUGACUGUCUGGAGGAGAUAAUGCAGCACUAGAUGUUGAUACCAUCUCAGUGUUGUUCUAUACAACAGGUUAUUGU